AUGUACCUCCUUCAUGGCACUGUGAGCCAGAGGGAAAUGGUGGACAUCCCGUGGCUAAGGGUUCCUGUCCUUGUUAGUCCUAUCUCAUGCCACCUCGGCUCUUCAGAGUCUCCGUGGACUUAGCUGCAGGCAGUACAGAACAGGCCGGUGUGUGUUGUCUGCUGAAGGGGGCUCAGGGCUAUGGGGAUUUCAGAGAGUUGAGAGCUCAGGGUGAUGCAGGUGCAGGCACAGGGCGGGGUCUUUGUUCUUUUGCUCAUCCCUCCUCUCUGCCUUCCUCUCCGGAAACCAGCAAGUUUGACACUGGCGGUGUUGGCAACGCUGAGCUGUGGAGGUCAGGUUUAAGGAGAACUUGGGGUUGUGAGGGCUGUGACAGCUGUCAGGCCAUAAGUAGGACUGACCCCUGACUCUCACACCAGCAGCAGUCAUGAGCAGAGAUAACAACUGUACCACUGAUGAUCGACUAGCGUGGGGGAUCCCCUCUAUAACCCACGCGUGGGGACUAUGGGCCCUCUUGGGAGUUGUGACAACGCUGCUUCUCAUCUCAAUGGCUGCACUCUUGUCCCAGUGGAUCCGUGGUCGGAGAAGGAACCAGGAAGGACAGGGACCACCCUCUGGAAGGUCCGUGGAAGAAGUUCCCCUGUAUGGGAACCUGCACUAUUUACAGACAGGUCGGCUGUCUCAAGAACCCAGGUCAGAAGAGCAGGACCCAUCCUCUGGAGGCCUUGCCAGGGUGAGUCAGCUGGCCGAAGAAAACUGGAGGGAAGGAAAUGGGGACCAUUCCCGAGGGUGCAGAGACCGGCUAACAGCUUCAAAUCUCCAGGGGGCAGAGGAGGCCAUGUGCUACACUAGCCUGCAGCUGCGACCAGCUCAAGGUCGGAUCCCCAGCUCUGGUACCCCCAUCAAGUACUGUGAGGUGGUGCUGGACUCUGAGCCAAAGCCCCAGGCCCCAGGCCCUGAGCCGGAACUUUAUGCCUCCGUGUGUGCCCAGACACGCAGAGGCCGGGCUUCCUUCCCAGAUCAAGCCUAUGCCAACAGCCAGCCCGCACCCAGCUGAGGAGGACCUGGAACUGUGGGCACCCAUGGCUCAGCUCCUGGGUCAGGGACUCCUGCUGCCCUGGCUAGGGCAUGUCUAGUUUCUAACCACCUCCAGGACAUUGAGACUUUGCUGAGUGACAGGUGAUCUACCCUGAACUUCCUAAGCUGCAUGACAACGUACAUUCAUCUCAGAGUAUGAAGGCUCCUUGUUUCCUGAGGAAGGAGUUGCAAAGGGAGAUCUCUGCACUUAUUUUGUCUACGUGCUCCUGUAAGCCCCCUUUUAGGGUUUAAUCAGGUUCCCCAUGUCCCCAGAUACCUCAUUGUCUCCUCAGACACAGGAAGUGGGCAGGGAGGAGUGGGUAAAAGCCAGAGAGGAUGUGGGUGGGUAUCAUGCAUGGGAGCCCACGGCUGGAAGGCUCUUAGGGUCCCAAGUUUGGUUCCUGACCUGAAAACCCUGGACAGAGAAUGGCCUUCGUGCUGCUGCCUCUGGCCUCCCUUGGUUUUCAAAUAAAGCAUCUCAAAAAGUGUUUGCCUU
This is a messenger RNA of Mastomys coucha (southern multimammate mouse), 1570 nucleotides long. RefSeq names its product signaling threshold regulating transmembrane adaptor 1 (gene Sit1). The transcript is spliced from 4 exons. Gene Ontology annotation, molecular function: kinase binding. Gene Ontology annotation, biological process: T cell homeostasis; regulation of T cell activation; signal transduction. Gene Ontology annotation, cellular component: plasma membrane. Bases 425 to 1054 code for a protein of 209 amino acids. NCBI's taxonomy places the organism in Eukaryota, Metazoa, Chordata, Mammalia, Rodentia, Muridae. The record is from RefSeq and is a predicted model, not a curated record.